Closterium sp. NIES-65 is the source of this 516-nucleotide messenger RNA. Lineage: Eukaryota; Viridiplantae; Streptophyta; Zygnematophyceae; Desmidiales; Closteriaceae. The record is from the annotation of a GenBank genome assembly.
AUGCUCGUGUGCAACCUCAAGACAAGGGACGUGCGAGAGGUAAUGAGAGACACCACCACGGCUGCUCUCGGCGCCGCUGCCGUGCUGCUGCUCUCUGCCUCCACUUCCUCCGUGGCGCCGUCCCGCAUACCCUAUACAGACGUUCCCGCUAUUUACUUGAACGCGGAGGAUUCAGAGACUGUUCAACAGUACCUCAGCAAGGCAACCAAUCCCGCCGCCUCCCUCUCGCCGCCCUUCACCACGUUCUCAGACGAAGCCCCAUCAGUCGCCUACUUCUUCUCCACGAGCCCGCCCCUCAACGCCGCCUUCACAAUCACCCCGCGCCUGCUCGCCUCAAACGACAUCUUAAAGCCCGACAUCAUCGGCCCGGGGUUCCAGCUCUGGGCUGCUUCCAGUGGCCUCACACCCUCCUCUUUCUCUGAGCCGCCCGAAUUCGCCUAUCUUUUCGGGACCUCUAUGGCCACACCGCAUCUGGCCGGCAUUGCUGCCCUGAUCAUGCAGAAGAAUUCAAACUGA